Messenger RNA from Brassica napus (rape), 4285 nucleotides. Its product is annotated as LOB domain-containing protein 22-like. The record is from RefSeq and is a predicted model, not a curated record. Lineage: Eukaryota; Viridiplantae; Streptophyta; Magnoliopsida; Brassicales; Brassicaceae. The transcript has a single exon. The coding region runs from base 601 to 1383 and encodes 260 amino acids.
UCUUCCCCAACAGGCCAAAAUCCUAGGAAGGUUCGGUGUUCGACAAGGUUAGGUUUGUUUUCCAUUAUGCAUGUUAGUUUGCUUUGGAAUCUAGUCUGUAAAUGAGAAAGUAUAACCCUAAAAAUAAACCUUGUUAAGUUUAUGGUUAUUGCUUCGAAUCCAAGAACUUGUUAAUGAUGUAUAUGAGCAAAAGAGAAAUGGUGGCAGAUGAAGGGAAACAAAAAAAAAAAACAGAUUUUAAUAGCAAACUCAUCUAACCAUAUGUACUUUUAUCUUCUUAUUAUUACAUCCAUACACAUAAUAUCAUAACCUAUACAUAUCCAAUUUUUAGUAAAUUCCAGUCAUAUUUUCUAUUUUUCACCAUUAGAAGAACAUGACCAUGUUUCACUUUCUAUCACUUUUCUAAAUAUAGACACUAGCCCCAUGACUUUGAAUAGGUCAAAAUCUCUUUCUUUCUCUUUCUCUCUCCUCUCUCAUUGUCUUUGUCUUAUAUCAUCUUGUCUCUCCUCCCUCAUUUUCUCUCCAUUCUCCUGUAUUUCCUUUCCACCAGGAGAAAACUAAGGAACCGAUAACUCGCAAACCCAUCAAAACAAAAAAAAAAUGCCAUCAGGCAAACCUUCUUCUUCUGUCUUCUCUUUACAUCCCAAACCAACACCAUUAAAACCUUCAAGCAGCGCCACCAGCAACAACAACACCACAAACCAAGCAUGCGCGGCUUGCAAAUACCAACGUAGAAAAUGUGCUCCUGAUUGUCUUCUCGCUCCUUACUUCCCUCACGACCGUCACCGCCAAUUCCUCAAUGCUCAUAAGCUCUUCGGUGUAAGCAACAUCACCAAGAUCAUAAAAGACCUUAGCCCUCCUGAUAAAGACGCGGCUAUGUAUACAAUCAUGUUUCAGUCCGAUGCUCGUGCGAAUGAUCCCAUCGAAGGAUGUUAUAGCAUCAUUAGAAAGCUUCAGUACCAGAUCGAAUACUCAAAAAACGAGUUGGACAUGGUUAUUCAGCAAUUGGCUGUGUUCCGUAAUCAUCAUCAAGAACCGCAUAUUCAGAUUCAAGAACCUGAGGAUCUCUCGAGUUUUUCGAGUUCUUGUGAUCUAAACAACAACAACUCGAUUACUUACAACUACCCUCUUCAUCAUGUCCAAGAACCAGUUCAACAGCAACAAGAACAACAACAAUAUUGUGCUUCUGGAAACUUUAAUGGGUUACAAGAAGACAUGUGGUGCCUCCAACUUCAAGAUUCAUCAACGACGGUGAAUAUGAAGGGUGGCUUCAUUGAUGAAUGUGAGGACGUUAAGCCUGUGGAAGAGGUUUCCAGUGAAACACACGAGUUCGAGCAUCAUCAUGAUGAUUUCGUUGAAGAACCAUACAUCAUUUCUUCUUAGCUUUUCCUUUUUCUUUUAUUCUAUUGGAUUUAUUAUUUUCUUGAUUUUAGAAUCAUUUUUCUAGGGCUAACAAAAUCUCCUUUCGCUGAUCGAUCUCAACAGUUAUUUUUUAACUAAAUUUGUUUUCUUUUGGAUUAUUUUUGUAUCUCAUUUUGGUAAAAUUUGUUAAUAGGAAUGUUAAAUGUGAAAGAAGCAUGGAAUCUUCAAGAUAAAUGUUACACAAGAAUUUGAUGGAAUAAAACACAUUUUAAUAGCUUAUGUAUGAAAUAAUGUUCAAUAAUAAAAACUAGAUGAUAACUCGCAUGCAUGCGCAUUUAGUUUUUAUAAUAAUGUUUGUUCGUUUUAAUAUUUUGCAACACUACAAUCUUUGUCGAUUGUAAAAUGACGAAUACAAAUGUUGAUCUCUUAAAUGUAUCAUCGUUGUAGAAUAGUUAAUGUAUUACAACUCAUUUUAAUUAUUUUUAAUAUUUCAUAUGCACAAAAAAAAAAUUAAUUUUUGCGGCUGACAUAAAUCACCAAAACCAAACAGGCAAACAUCAAAUGUAUACUGACGAAAGGGAAUUGGGUAUUAUGUUCUCGAUUUGUUUACUAUUGACUCUUCAUAAGUGAAUUUAUUUCUAUCUCUAUAAAAUUGUGUUUUCGCUCUCAUCUCUGUUUCAUUGAUAUGAAUUUUUAGUUUUUUUAAAAAACUUUUUCUAUAAAUUCGGUGAAUUACUUAAGUGUUAAUUUAAAAUGAUGGACAUCUGUAAAAGUUAGUUCUACUCCAGAUAAAUAUCUAAGAAUCAAAAAUUUGAAAAAAAUCACCGGUAAACUCUAUUAACAAGUUAGUAUUCAAAUCUAAUAUAUCAAGCUGUUAUAGAAUACAAGUGUAGACUCAAAAUAUAAAUGUCUGUCUAGUAUAUAUUCACUAGUUCGGUCUAAGAAUCAUCUAAUUCUAGAACAACAAAACAAAUUACUUAUUUUAUUAUUCUACGCUUUUGAGGUUUAGUUAUUUAAGAGUAUGCAUAUAAAAUAUAUAUAUAAUACUUUACCAUUCUAGUAUAUGUAAACUAUGUAUAAACUAAGAACUUUUUGAUUUAUUAAAUGAUAAACCAGAAAAUUUAUAAUAAAUAGUUCAAAUCUCUCAUUCUUAUAAUUAUAAUAGUGAGAUAGGGUAUUAGGGAGAAACAAAUAUUAGACGAAUGAUCAAAUCUAUUAUUCUUCGAACAAACUCAAAAGGAGAUGAGAUGAAUCUUGUCACGAAAUUUUAUUAAAACUUUUUAAGAAUAAAAAUCAAGACUAAAUUAUUUAUUCUGAAUGAAAUAAUAUAUUAAGUGCUUCCACUUUUAAAAAAUGACUUCGAUUCGAAGAAGUGUGUUUCUGGGAUUGUCAGGAUCAAAUAAGAUAUUUGAAACCGCCUAUUUAAAAAUAAUUUGUAUGUAUAAAAAUAUAUACAUUAGAGUAAACACAUAAAUCAAACCCCAUACAUUUUGUUAAUUUACAAUCACGUUUUUGGUAAAUAAAUAAAAAAAAAUCAUUCUAUUUACUUUAUAUGGAAUAAAUUAAACACAACUCUGCUAUCCUUUAGCAUUUUUAAGAUUCAAUUUUCACCUCUAUAGUUUAUAUGCACAACCCUGUGAAUUCAGUGUUCUGAGAUAAGAUUUCUCUUUAAAUCUGGUACAUACUUCACUUGUGUCAGAAUCACCAUUGUUCCAUCCUCAUUUAGGAUCUUUAUACUUCCUAAUCCUUUCACUGAUGAUGUUGUGUCAUUUCCCAUCUUGAUUAUCCGUGUGAUAUCUUCAUUCAAUUCAUCAAACCACUCUUUCUUGAGUGUCAUGUGGUAAGAACAACCUAUGUCCAUGAUCCACUCUUUAGUGAUAUUGACAUAGAUACAUAGUAUAUUUUAAUUUAAAUAUUUAUUAUUGACAUUUUCUACUCAUAUAAUUUUUAACAUUUAUAUAUUUUCUGUAACAAAAAUUUAAACCAUUAAUAACAAAUUUUUUAAUAUGAGACUUUUUAAUACAAAUUUCAAAAUUUAUUUAGUAUGUAAUUUAUUUCAAAUGAUAUUAAAAUAUCUAUAUAUAUAUAUAAUAAGAAUAUAUAUUAAUCAUACUUCAUAUUCAUACGAUUUAUUAAGGCAGGACAUUUUAUCUGAUACCUAAACAUGUAUCUGACUCCGAUCCAAAAAUCCGAAAGUAGCAAAAUACCUGAACGAUUAUUGAAUUCAGAGAUAUUGGAUAUCUGAACCCAAGCAGGUAAUACCCGAACCCAAACGGGUAAUAUCGAAACCCUAUCGAUGGAUAUCCGAAUAUAACCAGUUAUAAGUAUACUUAACUCUAUAUUUCUAGUUUACUUCUUUCAUUUUAUUCACAAUAUUUAUAUUAAUGAUCCACAUUGCUCAAAAUUAGAUAAUACACAUAUAAUUAUGGGAAAAAUCCUAUGCUACUCACUUAAAAUACAUAUCAAGCUUUUGUUUCUUGCAUCAACAAAGGUUGCAUCUAAAAUUUCAAAACAACAACUAAAUCAAAACAACAACUAAAUCAGUGUCUUUCAAUUUUUAAAGUUUUAUUUCCAAACCUAUUAAUAGUUUAAUCUUCUAAAAGUUAGAAAACCAAUUAAGUUAAAAGUAUAUUUUAAAUACAGAAAACUUAAACAAUGAACAUUUAUUUAUUUUUUUCUUCAAAAUUUAAAUAUUCGAACCCGGCCCAAAAUAUCUGAACCUAAACAUAAAAUACCUGAACCCGACCCGAAGUGUAGAAAUACCCGAAUGGUUUCUAUACCUUUAUACUAAAAUACCAAAAAAUUCUAAAUACUGAUACUGAUACUAACCCGAACGGGUAUUUGAACGCCCACCCCUAUGAUAUAUGAUCAUUUGUAUCUUGUUUGAACAAAAAAAAAUUAAACCAUUGAUCAUAAAAUUUCU